AUGGUCCCCGGGGAGGGGGCGGUGGGCGAGGGCACCGGUGUGGCGGGACUGCGUUUUCUCUUCCCGCCUGCUGAGCAACUUGACGGGCGGAAUCCCUUUUCGCCGUCGGCACUGGCCGACCACGCGCCGGAGUUCGCCCGGCCCUACGUUGAGCAUGGCCUGCGUGAUGGCCAUGCCUUCACCGAGCUGAUUGUCUCUUGUCGGAUCUUCUCUGGCGGCUCGCAGCUUGUCCUCCCUGGCAAUGUGGUCCUUCGCCGGCUCCCGGACAUGCCCCGCCGGGGGCCUGCGUCCUCGGCGGACACGACUCCCGGAGCCAGCGCCAGUGCCUCGGCCACCAGCAGCGCCGGCGCCAAUGACGACCCGCUGGACCUGAUCCUCCAGCGCAUCGAGGGCGUGCGCGCCGGGACGACCACCAGCUCGGCCUCCACUCCGGCCCCGCAGCCCGACGGCCCGAUGCCCACGGACCAGCUCCACUCCUCCUCGGUGUCGGCCCUGUUGCCGGAUCACAGCCUCAUCGGACGUUGGGUGGGCGACGGGUGGGUAACCUUCCCGGUCCGGGUGUGUGACUUGCCGGCCGACGCGCUGUUGUGCCUGACGCUCUAUGAUCGCCUGGAGCCCCGGCACUUGCGGGUCCUCGGUGGGACGACACUGCGCCUGUUCGAGCCGAUCCCCCUGCCCUCGGUCCUCACUCGCUUGCCGGCCGGCGAGGGGCGCUUCUCCCUGCGGGAAAUGGGGGGUUCCCCCCCGGCCGCCUCGGACGACCUGGACGGGUCGCUUCGUGGCCCGACCGGGGCCCCCAUCAUUCCGGGCAUCGCGCCGAUCGAUGAAAGCAUCGACUUUGAUGUGCUCCGCCGGCUGGGCUUUUCCGUGUCGGGCGACGGGGAGUAUACCCUGCAGCAGUUGCAGUUUACCUUCCCUCCGGGGAGCCAGGCACCACGCAACUCGGUGGCCGUGCCCCGUGCGGAUGCCGGGAAUUUUUUGCCCUCCGGCUCGCGCGUCAAUCGCCUGCUCCAGGGCCUCCGGUCGUGCGUCCUCUGGCCUGGACGCGAGGCGGACGGCUCGAUUGUUCCGGGCACUCCGCACUUUGGGCCCCGAGUGGCCAACGAGGCCGAGGAGGCCAAGCGCGCUGCCGCCCUGGCCCAGAGUCGCGGCAACCGGGGCCCCUCAUCGGCCCCGGGUGCCGGUGGCCCGGGCGCUCCGGCCGUCUCGACCGCCAUGCGUGACUCGCUGACUGCUCUGCAAACUUGCGUGUCCUUGUGCGACAUGUACGAGCGCGCGCAGGAGGGCCAGUCCUUCAGCUGGCUGAACGGUCGCUCGCGUAUGGAGCUCGAGCGCUUGAUCGCCCACCAAAUCGAAAACCUUGGUGCCAGUGUCAUUCACGUGUGCCUGCAGCGCUUCGAGCAGACAAUCCUGCACGACUCCUUUGUCGAUCUCAAGGCCUCCGUCACGGGUGACAUCAAGCCGCAGGUGAUCUUCCGGCGGGAGGAGCUGUCCGACCUGCCGCGCUUCACUGCCCAAAUGUUUGAUCCACAGAUGAAGUUCCUGGCCAUGACGGCUGCCAUGGAGGGGCCCGGCGCCGGGGCCCUCGGCCUGGCGGGCAGUUUCCCCGCAUCGGCCGGGCCCAGUGGCAUGCGGCUGCACCUUGCGUCGAAUCCCAUCCAGCAGAUGUUCAACGCUUUGAAGCAGACCAUCCGCGACCCGGACCAAAACCUGUCCUUCAUGUCGGCCGAAGCUCCGGACCCGCGUAUGCGCACGCUCCUCGAGGCUGAGUGCCGCCAGCCGGUUCAUGACCGUCGGCUACCGGAGCACCUGGAGCAGCCCCUCUGGCAGUAUCGCUUUUUCUUGGCCAAGGAGAAGAUGGGUCUGCCCACCCUGCUGUAUCACUUCGCACGGCGCAACCAGAAGCAGCGCGAGCAUCUCUUCUCCAUCCUCCAUCUGUGGGCCCCCCUCUCCUUGGUGGACUGCCUGACGUUGCUUACCAAGGAAUUUGUCAACAUGGCCCCGGCCCGGGCAUUUGCCGUGGCCCAAACGGCCACGCGUCCUGUCGAAGAGCUUCUGCUGAUUCAGCUCUCCCUGGUGGAGUCGUUGAAGUUCGAGAUCCUCCCCCCGGCUGACCUGCUGGUCGACCUGUCGGGCGAGGGGAAACACGGGCCGAUGGCCAGCCCGUCGGCCGGAACCCCGGAAGAUGUGUGGCAGGAGAAUCCGGCCGUUGUGGCGCUCCUCCAGCGAGCUGGCCCGGUGGAGCGGCUAUUUGUGAGCCGCUCGCCGGUGGUACACCUGCUGAUGACCCGAUCCCUCCGGACCCCGGCUCUCUGUCUGAGUCUCUACUGGCAGCUGCAUGUGGAAGCGGUCAUGGAAAACUCCCGCUACGCCGGGCACUUCAAGCUGCUGAAGAAUGUGUUCAUGGCUUUCCUGGAGAAUUCCUCAUACAAGGCUUCCUUCCAGACCAUCCAGCGCCAGGAGCGCCUGGUGGCCAAUGUCAUGACUUUGAUGACGGAUCUGCGUCAGAGCCGCCUCCCUCGGCAGAAACUGAUCUCCCAGCUGCCGGACUUCAUUCGCAAUCCCAAGUACAACCUGCACUCGUUCGAGCCGCUGGCCCAUCCGCUGGAUCCCACCAUCUCCGUGGUCGGUGUCGACCCGGAUGGCAGCUACAUCUUCAAGUCGGCCAAGCAACCCCUUAAGCUGACCUUCCUGCGCGAGGGCGGGGGAACAUACUGUGUCAUCUUCAAGAUGGGCGACGACAUUCGUCAGGACCAGCUGGUGAUGGCCUUCCUCCGGCUGAUGGAUCGCAUUCUCAAGCACGAAGGCAUGGACAUGGCCCUGAGCCCGUAUGGCGUUCUAGCCACCAGCGAGAGUGAGGGCAUGAUCGAAUUUGUCGAGGGGUCACACCCUCUGUCGGCCAUUCUGGACCAAUAUGACCGGGACUUGGCUCCCGUGGCCGUGGUGCAGACCAAUGCCCGCGGCUCGGCUGCCGCCCCUCCCACUUUGGACCCGGUCACUCGCGAGAUUUACCUCCGGAGUUGUGCCGGCUACUCCAUCAUCACAUACAUCCUUGGGAUUGGCGAUCGGCAUCUGGAGAACCUGAUGCUCACAGACCAGGGCCGGCUGCUGCACAUCGAUUUUGGCUUCAUCUUCGGCAAUGACCCCAAGCCCUACCCGCCGCCGAUGAAGAUUUGCCAGGAAAUGGUCGAUGCCAUGGGCGGCACCUCCGGCGAAAUGUGGUUCCGCUUCAAGGACUAUUGCAAUACCUCCUACCUGGUCUUGCGGCGCUCGAGCAGCCUCUUCCUGUCCCUCCUGCGUCUGAUGGACUUCAGCUCGCUGCCCGACAUCAGUCGGCCAAACUCGCGGCAUGUCAAGAAGCGGCUGGACCGCCAACCGAUCCAGCUAGCCGCCCCGGUCUUGCGGCCCGGGCAUUCGCUCCAGUCCUCCAAGGACAUUGUCUACAGCUCGGACGUCUUCGUGCCGUUGUCCCUCCGCAUGGUCAAUCUGGCCGUUCGGCCAGGUCGGCGCCUGCUGCCUGGCGCUGCAUGUGCCUGGACCCGGUCCUUUUCCUCUCCGCCGCCCGCUUGGGAGGGCCCGCUGGUCGAGCUGGAGCGAGUCACCGAGGUCGACUUCAUUCGGCGCGCCUUUCCCUCCGGGGAUGUUGCCGAUGUCGCGGAAGCCGCCGGUGCUGCCCUUCGCAAGGCACCGGCCUUUCAGCACCUGGUUCGGGAAAAUGACCAUGCCCUGCGCUGGACCGGGGCGCACGUCCGGCGUGUGGGGACGCUGAUGGAAAGCCUCGACCGGCAGCAAGCCAGCUUGGCCCUGCCCGGGGAGCCGCUGAAUCCGGCGUAUGUCGGGUUCGAUUACUUUGUCGAUGGGGGGGCCAUGUACCGUCGGCGAGCUGAGCCCGGCAGCUCGGGCCCCCACUCGACUGGCACCCUCGGCCAGCACACCGCCGGGCCGACGGAUGAGCUGGUUUUCCGGCCAACGGAUCUUGGUGAUGACCCAGGCCUGGUGGCCGAGGCUGCUCGAGCCCUCGAUCGAGGGGUCAUCACGGUGAGUGAAUCCCUGUGCGGCCGGUGGGCGGCGGUCCUGCUGGCCGGGCCUCCGGGCUCCGAGAGUCACUUGCUGUAUGUCACCCGGCCGGGGGCCGCGGCCGCCGGGGCUCGCCCUCAGCGCCUGUCGGCCACAGCGUCAGGCCCCUGCUGGCUGGCGACCGGCGGGAAGGGCCUCCCCGAGAGCGGUGUGCUGCUUUUCCUCGAGGCCGAUCAGACCGGCCGCCCGGCGGCCCUGCUUGCCGGGGUACCGACUCCUUCCGGCAUGCCGGCACCGGUGUCCCUAUUCACCGAGCCCGACCCGUCGAUGUUCCUCGGCCUGGGGACUCUGCCGGGCCCGGAGAUGCUGUCACUUUUGGUUCAAUCGCACGACCGAAGCGAAGUGUGGGCCGUCCGCUCGGCCGGCGAACCGGCCGCCCCGCCCCACGAGACGCUGCAAAGUGUCAGCCUGCCCGGCAUGCCCGGGGCCGCUGUGGAAUUGCUCUGCAUCCAUCCCCGCCAUCGGGGCGGGACGUGCUUUUUUGGCCAGUCCCCCGGACCUGAUGGCUCCUUCUGGCUGCUUGCCACCGGACCGGCCGAUGCGGCCUCGGCCCCGGGCCUGCGGCUCUUCCGCUCGAGCCGUGGCCCCGGCUCCGGCUGGCAUUUGGCCUACGACCCGGGCCCCGACAUGCGAACCAUCGAGUCACUUGACAUCCGCCACGGCCAUGUGGUGAUCUAUGGAAAUGGCUGCUUUGGACACUCGGUGGCAAUCCUGAACGCGGAUACCCUCACCGUCACCGAGGUCCCCCUACAGGGCCUCUUGACGCCGAAUGAGCAGCCACGCCCUGUACGCAGGAUCACCCCUCCUUUGGCUCCUUCCACCUUGGUGGACGCCCCGACCGACAUGCCAAAUCCCCACUGGCAUGAGGUCCCCUGCGUGGCCUCCGCCGGGUUGGAAGUCACUCCCGGCCUGCCAGUGGCCUACACCCCGGAUGGCCUUCCCCUGAUUGAUCCGUCAGCCGUGUACUUUUAUGUUCGCGGGCCAUGCACCUCCGCCAGUCUGGCUGAGGUCCGACUCGACCAGCCAGACGCCCGCCUGAUGCCGAGGGUCUUGGCGGCGGCUGAGGUGGACACAUCCUCCGCGGCUGCUGGAGUGGAGCCGCUCCUGCUGGGGGCCUCCGGCAUACCAGUCACCUACUUCACCGGACAGCAAGCCCAUCCGGGCCCGGCGCCGCUGCUGCUCAAGUCCUAUGGCUCCUACGGGCAGAGUGCGCGCUUGGGGCUCGGCGAUCCGGAGCGCAUCCUGCUCGGGCUUGGCUGGGAUGUGGCGGUCGUCCAUGCACGAGGAGGGGGCGAACGUGGCACCGGGUGGCACUGGAGUGGAACCGGACAAGCCGGCCGGCUUCUUCGCACGGUGGAGGACAUUCGCUUGGCGGCUCGGUGGGCACGUGGCGAGGCCGAGUCCGGGCGCUUUGUUGCGCUCGGGUCCUUCAGUGCCGGGGCUGCGGCCGCGGCCCUGGCCAUCGAGGAGCCGGGGCUCUUCGAUGCGGCGGUCCUUCGGUCGGGCUUCCUGGAUGUGGCGGCGGAUUUGGCCGCCGCCGGUGGCGGCCUGCUCGGGGCCGCCGAGCGCCGGGAGUGGGGCGACCCCAGUGACCCGGAGUUGGCCCAGCUGGCCGACCCCGUUCAUCGACUUCAACAUGGCCUCGCCGGGGCUGGGGCCUGGACCACGGCGGCCUGGGUGUCCUGCGCGUUGACCGAUCGCCGGGCCCCGGCCGCCCAUGCGGCCAAGUAUGCCGCCCUUCGACGCCGGGCCGCCGCCGCCGCCGGCGCCCCGGCUCCGCUCACCCUCCUCCGCGUGCUGGAUCUCCCAGCCGGCUCCCAUCUGGAUACCGGGCUUUUGGAGGCCGACCACCAUGGGUAUUUGGACCCCGUGCGCCAAACCAUCGAACAGGCCAGUAUGUUGAAUUUCCUGCUCGCCAUGUAUGAUGAUGCCCAGCGCCCGGGCACGGGCAGCGGGUCAUUCCUGCGGCGGUGCCGGUCUUGGCUUGGCCUCCCAUCGUCAAAAUGA
This is a messenger RNA of Fonticula alba, 6084 nucleotides long. RefSeq lists its product as hypothetical. The transcript has 16 exons. The record is from RefSeq and is a predicted model, not a curated record. Lineage: Eukaryota; Rotosphaerida; Fonticulaceae. Gene Ontology annotation, molecular function: serine-type endopeptidase activity; 1-phosphatidylinositol-3-kinase activity. Gene Ontology annotation, biological process: phosphatidylinositol-3-phosphate biosynthetic process; phosphatidylinositol-mediated signaling; endocytosis. The coding region runs from base 1 to 6084 and encodes 2027 amino acids. Gene Ontology annotation, cellular component: peroxisome; membrane; cytoplasm.